AUGAGGACGGGGCUGCUACUGGCAGCUCUAUGGCUGCUUCUGCUUUUCACCAUGACGGACGCACAAAAACUUCGCAAGCCUGACGGAGGAAUCCGUCGGAUGAAGAGGAGAAGGGACGGCCACGGGCUGUUUUUCGCAGGUCAAGCCGGAGUCAGAUUGGGGCGUGUUAAAGCCCUUAGGAGUCGACAAGCUCCCCGCGGCCCCGGCGUUUCUGUUCAGAGUGACUUGCUUGUGCUGGGAUCCUACAGGGACGCGCCGGAGAUGCACUCCAGCUACAAUGUUCUACCAGACCCAGACCUCAGUCUUGAAUUUUCUGGUGACUCCCCAGCGCCCCGCAACCGUGACGACGACCGGCACCAUUCCGUCAUCACUACCCCUACGCUCACCCGCGAGGAAAUCCAGCGCAUCGUCUGGCUGGAAGAGGAAGAGCGCAUGGAAGAAGAAGAACGACUGAAGAAGAAGGAGGAGGCCAGGAGAAGGAAGAAGGAGGAGAAGAAGAAACAAGAGGAAGAGGAAAGGAGGAAGAAACAAGAAGAAGAGCUGAGGAGGAGGAAAAUGGAAGAGGAGAAGAGGAGGAAAGAGGAGAACGAAGCUUGGGAGAGAGAGAAGAAGCUGAGGGAGGAAAUACUGCGAGAGGAGGAAGAAGAGGAGGUGUGGUUGAGAGGAGAUGUCUUCCAAAUGCUCCCAAAAGAAGAAGAACCCGUAGAACCAGAUCUCUUCCCAGCUCCUAUCCCAAGACCCCCAGCUGUUACGGAAGAUGAUGAGGUGAAGGUUGAAGAGGAAGACAAGGAAGAGGUGGAGAAGGGAGGUCUUCCUCCCGGUUGCGAGCUCUCCGACGUCACGCUGACUUGCGACAACGCCAAACUGACGUACUUCCCUCCUCUCUUCAUGCCGCAGCUCAAGUCGCUCAGUUUGGAGGGCAACGACAUCAGCGGCAUCCCGGCGGAGGCCUUCAAUGGCAUUCCCAACCUGGAAUGGAUCAACUUGAAGAAGAACAAACUCACGUCAGCCAGUGUUGACCAAAAAGCCUUUCGGAGUCUGAAGAUGCUGAAACGUCUGUACUUGGACGGGAACCUUCUAGAGGUGGUUCCCGCUAAUCUGCCGGCAAGCCUGCAGGAACUGAAAAUCAACGAAAAUAGAUUGCAGAGGAUUCACGGAAACAGUUUGCAAGGUCUGGCUAGUUUAGUGAUUCUGGAGCUGGAAGGCAACCUUCUGAGCGAGGCCAACGUGGACCCCGAGGCCUUUACGCCCCUUGGCCACCUUUGUUACCUGCGACUGGGGCGCAACCACUUUCGCUCCAUCCCCCAGGGCCUCCCCGCCUCACUCCUGGAGUUAUACCUGGAAAACAACCUGAUCGAAGAAAUCCCAGCGGGCGUCUUCAACGGCAGCCAAAACCUCAACGUGCUCUCCCUAAGGCACAACAGGCUGGAGGAGACCCGGAUCGCCCCGCUAGCCUGGAUCCACCACAGGAAUCUGGAGUCCAUGGACCUUUCGUACAACAGACUCUACCUGGUGCCGUCCUACCUGCCCAAGUCCCUAGUUCACCUGGUGCUGGUGGGCAAUCGCAUUGAGAGAAUACCUGGCUUCGUGCUGGCCCACUUGGAGCCGGGUCUGGAGUACCUAUACCUAUCGUACAACAAGCUGGACGGCGAGGCCAUCGAGCCUGAGUCGUUUUUCGGUGCCUACCACUCCAUGCUGGAGCUCUGCCUGGACCACAACCAGCUGCAGGCCGUGCCUUCCGGCAUCAAUGAGAUGACCAACCUCCACUUCCUCAGGCUAAACGACAACCGCAUCAGGAGCGUUCCUGAAGAGGGCAUCUGCGAUCCUGAGCGCACCGGCGACUCCACACUGGUGGCCGUCAGGCUGGAGAACAACCUGAUCGACCCGCUCAAGCUUUCGCCCUCAGCAUUUUCCUGCGUGCGCUCCUCUUCUAGCGUGGUCUUAAAACCACAGAAACGCAAAUGA
Molecule: messenger RNA, 1965 nt
Organism: Nerophis lumbriciformis (worm pipefish)
Lineage: Eukaryota; Metazoa; Chordata; Actinopteri; Syngnathiformes; Syngnathidae
Source: RefSeq, a predicted model, not a curated record